Molecule: messenger RNA, 561 nt
Organism: Trichoplusia ni (cabbage looper)
Lineage: Eukaryota; Metazoa; Arthropoda; Insecta; Lepidoptera; Noctuidae
Product: zinc finger protein 593 homolog
Exons: 2
Coding region: 89-535 (148 amino acids)
Molecular function (GO): zinc ion binding; nucleic acid binding
Source: RefSeq, a predicted model, not a curated record
UGUGUCAAAUUAAAGUUGACAUUUGCACACAAACAAAAUACGUUUCUCACAUUCGUAUUUCAUUCCCAAUAUUUAUUUAUAAUUUACCAUGACUUAUAAGCGAAAGAAGUACCAUCACGGUGAUACUCAUCUCAAAAAAAGGUGGAGAGUCAGAAAUAGGAAGAAGGAUCUGGACCAAAUAGACGACGAUAUAAAAGAAGAAAAUGCUGAUAAAUUAUUGAAUCAAAGUGUAGACCUAGACCUGCCUGGUGCAGCGCAGCACUACUGCAUACACUGCGCAAGAUAUUUUAUCGACGAUCAAGCGUUGAAUGAACAUUUCAAAACAAAGGUCCACAAGCGAAGAUUGAAGGCUUUGGAACUAGAACCUUAUACUAUAGAGGAGUCAGAACGCGCGGCAGGCUUUGGAAACUUCAAACUGCCAAGUAAAAGAAAAAUAACCACUCAAAACACUGCGAAAUCAGACGCCGAUGGCGAUGCAAUCAUAGACGAAAUUAGUCCAAGCAAAAAAGUAAAAGUCAGUGAAAAUGAUCCGUAAAAGCCUAACUAAUAUAAUCAAUAAAG